Messenger RNA from Clunio marinus, 4631 nucleotides. Lineage: Eukaryota; Metazoa; Arthropoda; Insecta; Diptera; Chironomidae. The record is from the annotation of a GenBank genome assembly.
CAAGACGUUCAAUAAAGAAGACACGAAACGGCGACAGUUAUUAUUCAAUCAGGUUUUUAAUUUUGUUCUUCAUUAACAAGAUGAGGUUCAAGGCAGUUAAAUUAUUCCUUCUUCUAACAUUUUGUGAUUUCAUUGCAUGCAAAGGUUUCUUCACUGUUAUCGGUUCAGAUUUGAUAAAAUUAAAUAAACACUAUAAUGUGUCAGUAACAGCUCAAGGUUAUAAUGAACAAGAAAUUUUACAAAUUGCCAUCAAAGAAUCAUUAGCAUCUGAUGAAGUUAAAAGUAAUGUUUUUCAAAAAACACAUAAUGUGACAUUGAUAAAUGGAAAAUCACAAAACAUAGAAUUUGAUCUUAGCGGUAUUCCAGAAGGAAAGUAUGAGCUGGAAGUUAAGAAACUGACAGGCGAAAAGUUCAUGAAAUUUAAAAGACUAAAUAUGAACACCAAAAAGCAGACCGUUCUGGUUCAAACAGAUAAGUCAAUAUAUAAGCCGUCUGAUAAGAUUCAAUUUCGUGUUCUCAUUUUGAAUGCUGAUAUGAAACCACUUGAAAGAAAACAUAAAGUUCAAGUUCACAUCAUGGACGGUGCAAAUAAUCGUGUGAAGCAAUACGAUGAUGUAACGUUUACGAAAGGAGUGUUUCAAAAUGAACUACAACUUUCAGAUUCUCCUGUUCUGGGAAUCUGGAAAUUAUACGUGAGUGUAGAUGGGAAUGAAGAAACGCAAAAGUAUUUCGAUGUGGAUGAAUAUACAUUGCCUAAAUUUGAAGUUAAAUUAGAUGCAAAUCCUGAUGCAAACUUUAAGGAUGGAAAAAUAAAAGCCACAAUCAAAGCAAAGUAUACUUUUGGAAAAGCUGUUAAAGGACAAGGCACAGUGACUGCUCGUGUAAUGCCUUAUCAUAGUUAUGACUGGUUCUACAGUCCACAGAAUGAUCAACCUGAAAUUAAAGUAUCAAAAGCAAUUGAAGUUGAUGGGAAAAAAGUUGUAGAGUUUGAUAUCGCUAAUGAAUUGGGCUUGAAAAAAGAUGAUGGAAGAGAUGUUGAAUUAUUUGUUACAUUUAAAGAAGAAAUGACAGGCCGUGAGCAAAAUGCAUCAGCAAAAGUUUUUAUUCAUUUAACGCCCUAUGAAAUUAACAUCGAAACGAGCGACACUGAGAUUAAGCCUGGAAUGCCUUUCAGUGCAACUGCAAAUGUGAAAUUUCAUGAUAAAAGUGUCCCAGUUUCAGAUACACAUAAUCCCGUGAAAUUUGAUAUUAUUUAUUCUUACUUCACCCCUAGAUUAUGUGAAUUUCCACCAGGACAUUUUUUACAUCAUCCUGAAUAUAAUAAUUCAGCAUUGGAGACAACAACAAUACCAACAUAUGAAUGUCGUGAAAGACAUAACUAUACAAUCACAAAAAAAAGUUUUUUGUCAAAUGGCUUUGCUAAGAUUGACAUUGAUAUUCCUUCAAAUACAUCACAACUUGAUAUCUAUGCGAAAUAUUUGCAAGAUCAAGCUUCCAGACAAUACAUUACGCUUAGAUAUAGUAAAAACAAAGAAUAUCUUAAAGUUCGAUUAUUGACAACAAAACCAAAAGUUUCUGAAUCAAUUAAAAUUGAAAUUCUUGGAACGAAAAAUGUAGAAAACGUAACAUAUUUAAUAUCAAGCAAUCGAAACAUCUUAGAGUCGCAAACCAUUUCUUUGCCCGAAACGAAAAUUUUUCAAUUUGAAUUAAUGCCGACGUUGCAGAUGUCUUCAAAUGUUUAUAUUCUCGUUUAUGCUGUAGAAAACGAUGGCGAAAUUAUUUCUGAUGCAAUUAAUUUCAACUUAGACAGAAAACUCGAAAACUUUGUAAAAAUUUCUUUAUCAAAGGAACAAACUAAGCCUGGUGCAAACUUGGACAUCGAAAUCAGUUCAAAAUCAAAUUCAUUUAUUGGAUUAUUAGGUGUAGAUCAAAGUGUUUUGUUACUUAAAAAAGGAAACGACAUUGAAAACUCAACGGUGCUAGAUGAAAUUGAAGCAUAUAAUGACCAAAACGCAUAUAACGAUGUAUGGCGUGAAGGUGAAGAUUAUCAAUUCUACCGUGACUUCCAAUAUUCACAAACAGCUUUAAUUACUAAUGCCAAUCCAGAAGGAUAUGAAAAAUAUCUUCCCGAUUAUGGAGAAGACUUGGAUAGAGUUGGAAUAGAAUAUGACAAUGAUAUGGUAUACAAUGCACCACCAAUGGCAGAAGCUGUUGGAGUGUCACAAGAAGGAGGUUUUGCAUCUAGAGUUCCUAUCAUAAUAAGAAAAACUUUCCCUGAAACGUGGAUAUUUGACAAUUUCAAUUUCGAUUCCAACACGAGUCAUGCCAGAAUUUCAAAGAAAGUUCCUGAUACAAUCACCUCAUGGAUCAUCACAGGCUUUGCUGUUGAUCCCAUAUUUGGACUUGGACUGACAGAAAAUCCAUCGAAGCUGACAGUUUUCCAAUCGUUCUUUGUUUCAACGAAUCUGCCUUAUUCAAUCAAGCGUGGUGAAGUCGUAUCAAUUCCAGUCAUUGUAUUCAACUACUUGAGUGACGAUCAGAAAACAGAAGUUACAUUAUUCAAUGAAGAUGGUGAAUUUGAAUUCGCUGAAAUCAAUCACCAUGAAGGGACAACUCAGAAGAGAAAAAGACGAUCAUUAGAAUGUCAGCGCUCAAAGAAUAUAAUUGCAAAAAGUCAGGCUGGAACCUCAGUUUCAUUUAUGAUCAAACCAUUAAAAGUAGGACACAUCACAAUUAAGGUCGUUGUAGCUUCACCAAUUGCUGGUGAUGGUGUUGAGAGACAGUUAAUCGUUGAACCAGAAGGUGUCACUCAGUACAAGAACAAAGCAAUUUUAAUAGAUCUUAGAAAUAGUUCUGAAUUCCAAACUCAUGCUUAUCUAAAAGUUCCUUUAAAAGCAGUUCCUGACUCAACAAGAAUUGAAGCUUCAGCUAUUGGUGAUAUCUUAGGACCAUCAAUUGAUAACUUGGAUAAAUUAAUCAAGCUUCCUUGGGGUUGUGGAGAACAAAACAUGUUGAAUUUUGUUCCAAACAUCGUUGUUUUGGAUUAUUUGACAGAAUUGAACAAAUUGACACCAGAAAUUGAAGAAAAAGCAAAAAGAUAUAUGGAGUCAGGAUAUCAACGAGAGUUAACUUAUAAACAUGAUGAUGGUUCUUAUAGUGCAUUUGGAAAAAGCGAUCCAAUAGGAAGCACUUGGCUAACAGCUUUCGUUGCCAGAUCAUUUAAUAAAGCGUCAAAAUAUAUUAAUGUAGAUGAAAAUAUUAUUAAACAUGCUUUGGACUUCUUAUCUUCUGCACAAAGUAAUGGACGGUUCUUAGAGCUUGGACAUGUUUCACAUAAAGAUAUGCAAGGUGGAGCGUCAAAUGGAAUUGGUUUGACAGCUUACACUUUAAUAACUUUCUUGGAAAAUGAAAAACUCCUAAAAAAUUACCAAACUACAAUAGACAAAGCUUUGAAAUAUAUCAUCGACAACAUCGACAGUUUGGAUGAUAAUUAUUCACUUGCUAUCACAUCUUAUGCAUUGCAAUUAGCGAAGCAUGCUAUGAAAGAUUCCCUACUUGCAAAACUUGAUGCAAGAUCAAUUAAUAACGAAGGUUUAAAACAUUGGGAGAAAAAAGAAACGAAAGAAGAAGACAUCGAUGAAUGGUCAUAUCAACCAAACUCAGUAAAUGUCGAGAUGUCUGCUUACGCACUUCAUUCAUUCAUUGAAGCUGGACUUGAAAACGAAUGUUUUGUUAUUAUGAAUUGGUUAGUGAGACAGAGAAAUGAGAAUGGAGGGUUCCACUCUACACAAGACACUGUUGUUGGUCUUCAGGCUCUUUCAAAGUUAGCAGCGAAAGUUUACACACCAAAUAACAACAUUGACAUCAACAUACGACAGAAGAAUGGAGAUUCUGUCAACAUAACCCUCAAUGAGAAAAAUGGUCUAAUACUCCAGAAACAUGAACUUCCAGUUAAUGCAAGAGAUUUUGAAAUUACUGCUACUGGAAACGGAUUAAGCAUUCUUCAAUUAUCUUACAAAUACAAUAUGAAUAUCACAGACAAUGUUCCUCGAUUCAUUUUAAAACCAGAAGUUCAGCCAAAUUCCAAUAAAGAAUUUCUACAUCUCAAAGUAUGCACAAGCUUCGUUCCUGAUGAUUUAACAAAAGAAUCGAACAUGGCAGUUAUGGAAGUGACUUUCCCUAGUGGGUUUACUUUCGACACUGAUACAACACCAGUUUUGAAAGCAACUGAGACAGUAAAGAAAGUUGAAACAAAAGACGAAGAAACAGUCGUAGUCGUUUAUUUUGACAAUUUAAGUGACAAGAUGAUUUGUCCGGAAUUCAAGGCUUAUCGCGUUCAUAGUGUUGCAAAACAAAAACCAGCACCCGUCAUCAUUUAUGAUUAUUAUGAUAAUUCUCGCCGUGCAACGAAUUUCUACAAUCCUCCAGAAAUCUCGUUGUGUGAUAUUUGCAACGGUGCUGACGAAUGCAAAGAUGAUUGUGAAUUGAAGGAAGUUCAUGUAACAGUUUGAUUGAGCCCGAGUUAUGAUAUGAAACAUAAGUUCAUGAAUGUAAAUUUUUUUCUUUUUAUUCUUAGCAUAACAACAACAAUAAAAAUAAAUGUUUCAAUUCAUAAAUAAAAUAAAACGGAU